This is a messenger RNA of Vigna unguiculata (cowpea), 2067 nucleotides long. RefSeq names its product SET domain-containing protein. Lineage: Eukaryota; Viridiplantae; Streptophyta; Magnoliopsida; Fabales; Fabaceae. Gene Ontology annotation, molecular function: protein binding. The record is from RefSeq and is a predicted model, not a curated record.
AAUGCUUUGGGUUAUGCACCAAUAACGUGUUGAGAAAUGUGGAGAAGGAGAAAGAAAGAUGGAGAUGAGAAGCAGUGAAGAGAUUGAGAUUGGAAGAGACAUAACUCCAACACUCACUCCUCUCUCUUUCUCUCUUCACAAUUCCAAUCUCAACACUCACUGCUCCGCCUGUUUCUCUCCUCUUUCCGGUCCUUUUCCGUCCAUUCCUAAUCCCCCCUUCUACUGCUCUCCUCCCUGCUCCGCCGCCCUUUCCCCUCUCCACCACUCCUCCGCCGAGACCCACCUCCCUCCCUCCGUCCAUUCCUCCCACCUCCGCGCCGCCCUCCGCCUCCUCCGCUCCCACCGCCCCUCCCCCUCCCUCCGCCUCGCCGGCCUCCUCUCCAACCACCGCAUCCUCACCUCUCCUCAAACCCCUUCCCUCUCCCAUGAUGAUGACCAUGUUUCUGAGAGCAUCAGGCUCGGUGCCGCCGCCAUGGCUGAAGCCAUCGCCGAGCAGCGCGCUGUUCCGAACGGCGACGCCGUUUUGGAGGAGGCUACGAUUGCGUUUUGCGCAGUGCUAACGAACGCUGUGGAGGUGCACGAUGACGAAGGGCGCGCCCUCGGAAUCGCGGUUUUUGAUCCCACCUUCUCUUGGAUCAACCACAGCUGUUCUCCCAACGCAUGCUACCGUUUCAUCCUCUCUUCUCAUUCCGAUGAACCUGAACUUCUUGGCAUUGCUCCGCAUCCACAAAUGGGUAGUGGUGGGGUUUGUGUUAGCAGUAAUGAAUUUGCCCAAGAGGUUCUAGGUUAUGGUCCUAGAUUGGUUGUGAGGAGUAUAAAGAAAAUUAAAAAGGGAGAAGAAGUCACUGUGGCCUAUACGGAUAUCUUGCAGCCCAAGGCAAUGAGACAGUGGGAGCUAUGGUCAAAAUAUAGGUUUGUUUGUAGUUGCAAACGAUGUAGAGCUCUUCCUUUUUCAUACGUGGAUCAUGCAUUGCAAGAAAUUUCAACUUUCAGUUAUGAUUCAACGGGUUCAUAUUCCAAGUUCCUCAAAGACAUGGCUGAUAGAAAAUUGAGUGAGGGCAUUGAUGAUGUCAUAUCAGAGUAUCUUUCGGUUGGUGAUCCAGAGUCUUGUUGUGAUAAGCUUGAGAAGAUACUCAUGCAAGACGUUAAAGGAAAAUCAGAUUCUAAGUUCAUGCUGCAUCCCCUAAACCACCAUUCUAUAAAAGCAUACACAACACUGGCUUCAGCGUAUAAAGUUUGUGCCGGUGAUUUAUUGUCUGUAGAUUCUGAAAUAGAUACAAACCAGUUAAAGGCUUUUGACAUGAGCAGGACCAGUGCUGCAUAUUCGCUGUUACUUGCUGGUGCAACUCAUCAUCUCUUCAAUUCUGAAUCCUCACUGAUUGCAUCUGUUGCAAAUUUUUGGAUAGGAGCUGGUGAAUCUUUGUUAUUCCUAAGCAGAAGUUCUGAAUGGAGUACGUGCGAUACUUUAGGUCUGAUUGUUCCAAACCUUAAUUCUGCCAUUAAAUUCAAAUGGUCGAAGUGUUCAUUAGUUGAUAGGAUUAGAACCUGUAUAGCAAAUGGUCAGAUUAACAGUGCAGAUUUUGAGAAUGUAUCAAAUGAAUUUAUUUGUUGUGUCUCAGACAUUACACAGAAAGUGUGGGGUUUUCUUAUCUCUGAUUGCCCUUUUUUGAGAUCCUGUAAAGAUCCUAUUAAUUUCAGUUGGCUAAUGUCUACCAAAAGCUCCGAUACAAUGGAUGUUGAGGUUUGCGAUAACAAAAGUUACAAAACUGAGAUCUGUUAUACCCAUGAACCUGAAAAUAGCAUCUAUAUUUGUGAAGAACCAACCUCCACUGAUGAUGUAGUAGCAUGCCUUCUACAGCUUGGUUUACACUGCCUAGCUUAUGGGGGAUUGUUGGGCAGUAUUUGUUAUGGUCCUCAGUCUCAUAUGGUUUGUCGUGUUCUAAAUGUUCUAGACCGUGAAAAGAAUUUUGUUUUAUAUUCUCGUGAAGAAUCUUGAAAGUUCAUGUAUGCAACCUUGUCAGAUAUCCGGUGUCAAUACGAAUUUUUGGGUUUAUUUUAGCUUGAUAA